CUGAAAGUGUCACAAGAGUUUGAAGUACAAAAAAACAAAAGACGACAAAGGACGGGCGGAGAGGGAGAUGAAGACGUUCCAGAGCAAGAGCCAGCCUGCGCAGCGCGGAGCCCCCAGCAGCCUGAACAGUCCCAGCGCCAUGAGUCUCCUCAGCACGGCCAGCAUCACCCUCGCUGCCCUCCUCACCCUCACCCUGCCAGCCUGCGCGAAAGGUGCUCCCGCAGAUCUUCAGCAGGCCACAACAGAUCAAAGAAAGCUACGAAGCCAGAUAGACGCUGCGUGUUCCUCCUACCUCUCUGCAGACAUCAACUUCAGGGCAUCUGAUGUUCUAGGAGAACUCUGUGUGUUGAUGCUGGUUCAGAAAUCAGAGGAGCUGAGAGUGCAGGAAAAUAGUAAAAGGUUUUUGUUUCACUACUCUAGACCACAAGGUUCUAUCUUGUCACAGGGAGGGACGUCGCAGUUGCACCCUCUACUGCAUCUAGUUUCCCAACUCCAUGCCAGAGGAGAGAGAGGACUCUCUGUGCACGCUGAGGUCCAGGGGCCGGGGGGAAUCGAGAGCAGAGGCUAUUUCCUCUACCGGCCACGAAAUGGAAGAAGAUCCUUAGAAUAUGAAUGAGAGAAAGUGGCUUCCUCUGAGGAUUAAUGUAUAGAGAUGUCACAGACCCUGAGACCAGAGCUGCUGAACCAUGACGGAUCCAUACUUCAAUCACAGCCCUUUGCCACUGCUGUAUAGUGAUGUUUGAAUGUACACGAUGCGUAUCAAUUAAAAUGCCAUUCAUUUGUCCAAAUUUUAUUUAGCCUUAUGUGUGGUUACUUUGCAUUAAAAUGGCUAUCAUGUAAGAGAGAGGACUUGCGUAAAUGUGGUUUGCUUGAGUUGAUUUGAUCACUUUAGGAGGAGUAUUCUUCCAGUGCACUUGCCAUUUAAGAGAAAACUGUAAACUGUGGUAAAGAUGUGAAUAUUUAACUUUGAUAGUUAUGUUUUCAGUGAAUUUUUGAGAAUUCUUGUGCAGAUUUUUUUUGUUUAAUUUAUUUUGUACACAAAUAUGCAGUUACUUGUAUCAACAGCAGAUGUCACCAUCAUUACUCAAUAAAAAAUUCAGACUUGGUUAGUUCAUACUGUAGAAUUAGAAUUUUGCAUAAGUUUUCGAGCUCGGCGAACAUGGG
Menidia menidia (Atlantic silverside) is the source of this 1164-nucleotide messenger RNA. The record is from the annotation of a GenBank genome assembly. Lineage: Eukaryota; Metazoa; Chordata; Actinopteri; Atheriniformes; Atherinopsidae.